UUUAGCACCCUCCUUUGGCGGCAUUGGAAAGUUCGAAAUGGCGUCUUCAAACGGAGGAGAAGCCAACAUAAAUCUGCUGAGCGAGGAGCAGCUGGACGGACGACUGUCCCCGGAAUUAUGGCCCGAAACUAUUCCAGGGGUCACAGCGUUUGCCUCGCUUGUGCCGCCAAUGCAUUCUCGAAGCUUACAGCCAAAAUGGGCUCUGGACGAGGAAGGCGUUGUCAUGCUACAAGAGUUGGGAAGCCUAACGGCCUCUGCGCUCCUCGAGAAGGUUAAGGACCUGCAGAACUUGGCUUACAAGCUGGGCAUUGAGGAAUCACGCGAGAUGACAAGAGGUCGCUUCCUCGAUGUUCUUCGCAAGGACGAAGGUCAACAGCGAAGGGGAAGAGUGGGCAAGCCAAGCCAGUCUUGAGUCACUUGUGCCUCGAUUACGCCUGAACAGCAUCAUCCCUCAUCUAGACACACAAGCUGCAGUGCAUCCUCAUAAUAAAUCUGAGCAUCUUGUGGCAAAACAUAGCUAAUAAACAUAUCUUCACUGAAAAAACUACA
Ixodes scapularis (black-legged tick) is the source of this 549-nucleotide messenger RNA. RefSeq names its product protein lin-52 homolog. NCBI's taxonomy places the organism in Eukaryota, Metazoa, Arthropoda, Arachnida, Ixodida, Ixodidae. The record is from RefSeq and is a predicted model, not a curated record. Gene Ontology annotation, biological process: regulation of DNA-templated transcription. Bases 38 to 412 code for a protein of 124 amino acids. The transcript is spliced from 7 exons. Gene Ontology annotation, cellular component: DRM complex.